AUGCUCGAAGCCCGCCUCAGCGAGGCAAUCGUCCUCAAGCGUGCUCUCUACGCCUUCAAAGAGCUUCGAGCAGACAACAUCGCCUGCAGAUAUAGCGAAGAUGCCAUCACGCUCCAGGCGUUCGACAAGCCCCGCGUCGUGCUCGUCAUCGUCAGACUCGCCGCCUCCGCCUUUGAGCGCUAUCUCUGCGACCGCCGGAGGACCCUCAGGGUGAAACUCGAUUUACUGACCAAGGUGCUCCAAUGUGCGAAAUACGAUGACGCUGUUACCAUCAAGGCCGACGACCACAUCGACUUCAUCACUCUCACCUACCAAGCGCGGGACUCAGGUCGUGUGGAACAUUACAAUCUGGUUUUGAAAGAUAUUCCCUCGGAUACGUUCUUCCCUGAUACAAGGUUCCUCGCGCGGGCAACGAUGCCCUCCGCAGAGUUUGCACGCGUCGCACGCAACCUCUCCCGCCUCAGCGACACCGUGUGCAUCGAGAUCUCUAAGAGAGGCGUCCGUUUCAGGACUGGCAGUAGCUCCUUCUCCUGCACCGUCUUCCUUCCCCAGGCGGAUCCUGCCCUGUCACCACCCAUGGAGGAGCCUGCGAAUCCUCAGCAGGACGUUCAAGAUGAACAUCGGGACGAGGAAGAAGAAUUUGGAGAGAAGGAUGAGGAUCCGGGCGACGUUAUGAUGAACGGACCCGACGAGAACUCCGACGCGGAGACUUUGCGGUCACGCAAGCAUAAGAGAGCGUCGUCUAAGAUCUGUCUGCAGGGGAAGCCCACAAAAGAAGCGGGGAAGGGCCCGUGCGAUGCCAACGACGUGGCUCACAAGGGCGUCAGCGUUGAGGUGGACGAGACUAUGGCGCUCACGGUCGGCUUGAAGUACCUUCUCAGCUUCGUCAAGAGUACCGAACGUUCGAACGCCCCCGUCGUCCAGCUCAGGAUGGACGACAAGUCGCCUUUGAUCGUGUGUCUGUUCUCCUGCUUUGCUUUGUUUAUCCUUGCGUCCUUGCUUCACAGGGCUCUCCUCCCCAAUUUCUGCCCGUGCCGUGUUCUCUUUUGGUCAUUUGAGCUUUCUUCCUGCCUCCCGCUGCUAACGAUCGCGCCUACUGCAGGUUUCGUAUGA
Sparassis crispa is the source of this 1113-nucleotide messenger RNA. RefSeq lists its product as hypothetical. Gene Ontology annotation, biological process: leading strand elongation; regulation of DNA replication; mismatch repair. NCBI's taxonomy places the organism in Eukaryota, Fungi, Basidiomycota, Agaricomycetes, Polyporales, Sparassidaceae. The coding region runs from base 1 to 1113 and encodes 370 amino acids. Gene Ontology annotation, molecular function: DNA polymerase processivity factor activity; DNA binding. The record is from RefSeq and is a predicted model, not a curated record. The transcript has 4 exons. Gene Ontology annotation, cellular component: PCNA complex.